Alternaria arbusti is the source of this 903-nucleotide messenger RNA. RefSeq lists its product as uncharacterized. The record is from RefSeq and is a predicted model, not a curated record. The transcript is spliced from 4 exons. The coding region runs from base 1 to 903 and encodes 300 amino acids. NCBI's taxonomy places the organism in Eukaryota, Fungi, Ascomycota, Dothideomycetes, Pleosporales, Pleosporaceae.
AUGGCGCCGCUCGGUCCGCCUCCGUACACGGCCGAACAGCUCCAAGCGAUAACCUCACAGGAGGAACGUAUUCGCGCCCAGGCAGAGCUCACUAGCUACAUUACGCGCGCCAGGAGAGAGAAACAAGAGAGGGAAGAGCGCGAGAGGCUUCAGUCGAACGCUUAUACUGGCUCUGGUUACCGCAACACCUCCCACGGCUUUCACAACUAUACUUCUCCCUCCAUUCCUUCCUACAGACCCGUCCACAACCCCGUCUUCAAUCCCGUCUACACUCCGGUCGCUAAUCCUUCCUACAACCCUCCGUACAACAAGUACAACCAGCGCGGCGGCUAUGGUACAGGUAGAGGCCGAGGUGCCGUAGGCAGAGGCAGAGGCUACACACCCUACCACCCCUACGCGCGUCCUCUCAAUGCACCUAUGUAUACUCGCUACACUGUUGAUUCCGAUGGCACACAUGUUGUCCCCGAAUCACGCGAGGCCAAAGAGAACGAGGAUCCAGCGCAGGUCGGUGUUCCAUCCCGGGUUGUCCUUUUCGUCAUGAUCCGGAUACACAAACCGUAUGCAAGUCUGUCCUCUUCAAGGGUGUUUGCCCCGACAGCACCUGUCAACUGUCUCAUACUGCAUCGUCGCACAAUACGCCUACGUGCCAGCAUUUCCAAGCAGGCCGAUGCACCAAAGAAGACUGCCGCUUUGCUCAUGUUCGUGUCAAUCCAUCCGCACCGAACUGCGAAGCUUUUGGACGCUUGGGCUACUGCCAGAAAGGAGACACCUGUGCCGAAGGAUGAUAUGGAUACUGCCGAGGAUGCUCAUGAAUGGAUGAUGCCCAAGACUGGAACCUCUCCGAAGCCACAGCAGUUCACACAGCAGGCGGACUUCGUUGCCUUUGAGAACGACGACGAGUAG